AUGUAUCGUGACAGAAUUGCCACCUUAUGUCUGGCGGUGCUUUUUUGCCACCAGCAGAGGCGCGAAGGUGUGAUUGAGGUGAGCAGAGACGGUCACCCACUACGACUGAUUACGCAUCCAACCGUCUUCGGAGAACUUGCCAUCCUCUACAACUGCAUGCGGACGGCCACGGUUAAAGCCGUCAGCCCGUGUUCCUUGUGGGCAAUUGACCGGAAAUCGUUUCAGGCCAUUAUGAUGAAAACGGGUAUGCUGAAGCACCAGCGUCAUCUGGAUUUCCUCAAAAGCGUCCCAAGUUUUGCCUCACUUGGACCCGAGACCCUCGCCAAGUUCGUGGACCUCCUGGAGGAGGUGCACUACCAGCCGGGCGAGUACGUGAUCCGACAGGGCGCGCGUGGCGACACCUUCUACAUCAUCGCCUCGGGGCAGGUUCAGGUGACGCAGAACGAGCGACAGAGUGCCGACCAGCCGAUGGCGCUGGGCAGGGAAAAGAAGGAGACCUUUGUACGGCUGAUGGGUCGUGGCGAGUGGUUCGGAGAGAAGGCCUUGAAAAAGCAAGACGUUAGGACGGCGAACAUUAUUGCUGCCUACCCGAAUGGUGUUGAUUGCCUGGUUUUAGAUCGAGAAUCAUACGAGCUCCUGAUUGGUGACCUCGCCUCCCUGGAGCGACACUACCCCGACGAAGACUUGCCCAAGGUGCAAGCGGAAAAGUCACCGGACGAUGAAUUCAAGAACUUGCUCCUCCAAGACUUCAGUGUCGUCGCCACCCUGGGCGUGGGUGGCUUCGGAAGGGUCGAGUUGGUGAAAUUCAAGAAGGAUCCCUCGCGUACCUUUGCACUGAAGCAGCUCAAAAAGCACUACAUCGUCCUCACCAAACAAGAAGAACACGUAAUGAACGAACGGACAAUCCUCAAGUCCUGCGACUCCGACUUCAUCGUGAAACUGUACAAGACCUUCAAGAACAAAAAGUACCUCUUCAUGCUGCUGGAAGUCUGCCUCGGUGGGGAAUUGUGGACAAUCCUCAGGAAUAAGCUUUCGUUCAGCGAGGCCGCGACUCAAUUCUACGUCGCCUGUGUUGUCGAGGCGUUGACCUACCUGCACAGACGGGGAAUCGUGUAUAGGGACUUGAAGCCGGAAAACCUCCUCCUCGAUCAGUACGGCUACUGUAAAAUGACCGACUUUGGGUUUGCAAAGAAAAUCGGCUUCGGACGCAAAACAUGGACGUUCUGCGGCACGCCGGAGUACGUCGCACCGGAAAUAAUCCUCAACAAGGGACACGAUCUCUCCGCGGACUCGUGGUCGCUGGGAAUCCUUAUCUUCGAACUCAUGACUGGAACACCACCGUUCACCUCGGAAGAGCCCAUGAAAACGUAUAACAUAAUCCUACGGGGAAUCGACACGGUCGAAUUCCCACGAAAGGUCACACGUAAUGCUCAAAUCCUCAUUAAAAAACUUUGCAGAGAAAAUCCCACGGAGCGUUUCGGCUACGGCAGGGGCGGUCUAACGGAGAUACGGAAGCACGUCUGGUUCGAGGGCUUCGAUUGGGAAGGUCUUCGUCACCGCCGACUCAAGCCGCCGCACAUUCCACGAAUCGCCUCGCCUACAGACGUGAGCAAUUUCGACCACUACUCCCCUGACCACGACGAACCACCCGAUGACGUGAGUGGUUGGGACAAGGACUUUUGA
This is a messenger RNA of Mesocestoides corti, 1683 nucleotides long. The record is from the annotation of a GenBank genome assembly. NCBI's taxonomy places the organism in Eukaryota, Metazoa, Platyhelminthes, Cestoda, Cyclophyllidea, Mesocestoididae.